AUGGCAAGAACUCGUCGAGCACCUGUUCGAACCGAAGCAGAAAUCACCCGUGAUGCAAUUGCUGAGCUUCAAGCCCAGAUGCAAACUAUCACCACCGCCCUUCAAAACCUCACCACCCACCGCAACGCUCCCCCACCCCCUGCUAACAACCCCGCCGAUGUUCACGCUAACGAAGCUGAUGGAGAAGACGACGGAGAUGAGAACCUUUUGGCUGAUAAUCCUUUUGCUCCUCUCCAUAAUCACCACCCAGUUGCUCAUAAUGCUGGUCUAGGAGUUGAUACAGGUUUCCAAUGGGAAACUGGAUUUAAAACAGAGCUUCCAGAAUUUCAUGGUAAUUCCUCCGCCGAAGAACUCCUCGACUGGAUUGUCACAGUUGAAGAAAUCCUAGAAUUCAAAAGAGCUCCGCUGGACCGUUGUACUCCUGUUCUCACCAUGCGAUUUCGCAACCGCGCGGCAGCAUGGUGGACACAAUUAAAAUCUACUCGUGCUCGCCAAGGGAAGCCUAAAAUCAUGUCAUGGGACAAGCUGAAAUCGAAGCUAAAAAAAAACAUUCCUACCAUAUAA
Molecule: messenger RNA, 564 nt
Organism: Microthlaspi erraticum
Lineage: Eukaryota; Viridiplantae; Streptophyta; Magnoliopsida; Brassicales; Brassicaceae
Source: the annotation of a GenBank genome assembly